AGCAGGUUGGCUCAUUGGCAGCUGGGAUCCAGUUCGUUUCGGACGUGUUUACAUUUCAUACAGCAUGAACUCAUCGUUGAUAUAAAUGUGACGUUAUUGUCGUAUAUGUCUUGCUAUGUACUAUAGAUCUAGGUAACGUUAGCUACCUGGAAUUUGGCUCUGUGGUGACGAGCGAGUUUAAUUCAACGCGAUUCCAUGUUUAUCAAACGUAAUGAACGCUAACUAGCUAUCGUGCUCAACCCAGAUGAUGAGUCCAGUCAAUUAUGAUUUCCAGGACAUCAGGCCAGUCACACUACACCUUCCAGAAGAGACGGUCACCUCCUUGUACUGUGUCACUGCUAAGGGGCUGGAGGCCCAAGUGGCUUCCUUAGUCGAAGCCUUCCUGGUUGAAGUCUACCGCUGCAGAGUGUGCCAGUUCACCAGUGGCCUAAAAGGCAUUAUCCAAACACACGUACUGGAGAGGCACGAUUUAGGAGCCUCCUCCUGCCCUGGUCUUCCCUGUCUUGAGAAGGACAAUGGCCUUGAGGUAGGGGUGGGAGUUGACAGAGAAGAUGAUGAUGAUGAUGAUGAUGAACUGGACCAAAAUGGCUCCCCAGGCUACAACCUGGAGGAUGACCUCCAUUCUGUCUCAAAGGAUGCUGAUGAUGACCAGAUGGAUCAUAUGGGCUUGGAGCGCAUGUCCUUCCUGCUGCCCAUGUACGGCAUGCUGCCCAAUAUCAGUCCCCGGUCAUGUGAUAUGGCCCUGAGUUCCAACUCGGACGGGAGCCUCCACGUUGCACAGACCUGUGAGGUGAGCACUUUGUUUGAUGAGGACGAGAGACAUGGUGAGGAGGACGAAGAGGAGAGCGUGUUCCGAUUGGAUGCUGCCAACUCCGUCAACCUGUCGUGUCCAAUGGGCUCGGUGGUGAAAAACGAGGCCAAGGAUGAUGAAAUGGCCCAGUCAGCUCACCUCAUGACCCUGGGCCUCUGUCGCAUCUCCACAGCCAACAAGGGCCUCUCAGGCCGAGCGGUUACCCAGCUUCCCUCAACUCCCAUCGGGCAAGAGGGUUUGGAGUCAGACACCUCCCUGGAUGACAAGAUGGAUGACAAAAUGCCCCAGUCCCAGGGAAAGCAGUCCCCUCCUCCUCAUGGCUCCAAGCAGCGGAGGUCACUGUUCUGUGUCCUCUGCCGCGCCACCCUGACCUCUAGACACUUGCUUGAGGUCCACCUUAAAUGCCACAACGGGGACAGGGGCUUCAAGUGCCUUCAGUGCGGCUGGACGUCGGCCGGGUGGGGGGAGAUGGAGCGCCACUGGAGGGCCCACGGGAAGAGGAUGCGGCGAGGGAAAAAAGAAAAAGAGAGGGGGAUAAGGCCCCAUGGCUGCCAGGUUUGUCUCCGGAAGUUCCGGAGUGUUAAGUCCCGGGAUGCACAUGAGCGGCGGCACCACAGUCAACGGCGGAGUCCUCAAGAAUGCUUCACGUGCCAGCACUGUGACUACAGUGAUAAGUCGUGGGACAAGCUGCACAAACACAUUCUCUCAGAGCACAAAGCCUUUGGGGACAGACUGACAAACCCGGAUGGACUGAGCACCCAUGUUGUGUGUGCUUUGAGGAAGUUCACCCACGAAAGUAAUUACCCACAAGAUCUGCAAGGAGUGGAGCCAGAAAAGUGGAAUAAGUGGAUGCCGAAGCAGAGGAGAAGAAAGGACGGAGAGGAGGACGGAGAGGAGGACGGAGAGGAGGACGGAGAGGAGGACGGAGAGGAGGGCAGAGGGGAGCGCAGAGAGGAGCAAGGGCAGAAAGCGGAGGAAUCGGUGAGGAAGAAAGGGAGGAAAGAGUUCUGCUGUGCCCUCUGCAACAGGAAGUUCUCCACCAAGUUGACCAUGCGUCGCCACAUGGGCAUCCACCAGGGGGACAAGCCCUUUGAGUGUCCCCAUUGCCACUACAGCACCCGGCUCAAGGCCUCACUGGUACAGCACCUCCGUGUUCAUACAGGUGAGAAGCCCUUCAAAUGCCUUCAGUGUCCCUACGCCUCCAUCGACAGCAGCUCCCUGCGCCGACACUCCCGCACACACACACAGGAGAGGCCCUACUGCUGCCAGUACUGUCCCUACAGCAGCAUCCAGAAAAAGAGCUUAGAUCUCCACGCACGACGCCACCACACAGGCGAGUCUUUCCCCUGCCACCUCUGUCCGUACGCUACACCGGACCGCCAGCUGCUGCUGCGCCAUGUGCGCAAGCACCACUCUUCUGAACCAUCCCAGGUAUUGGGACCAAGGACACCCAAACGUCCCAAAUCCUCUGUCUCUGCAGGAAGGGUCCAGUAAUCCUGACAAAUAACCUCUCUGGGUCAUGUUCAGUAGUCACCAAACGAAAGAAAACUGACUGAUUGAGAGGGACUACCUGGACUUCCUUUUCCAUUGUGUGGCCUAAUGGAACAUGACCCUGGUCUUGAAUGAAAAUGUGUCUUUAAUCAUAUUAAACAAGUACAUUUAUUUUACUA
This is a messenger RNA of Oncorhynchus tshawytscha (Chinook salmon), 2481 nucleotides long. Its product is annotated as oocyte zinc finger protein XlCOF6. The record is from RefSeq and is a predicted model, not a curated record. Gene Ontology annotation, molecular function: RNA polymerase II transcription regulatory region sequence-specific DNA binding; DNA-binding transcription factor activity, RNA polymerase II-specific. Bases 245 to 2305 code for a protein of 686 amino acids. Gene Ontology annotation, cellular component: nucleus. Gene Ontology annotation, biological process: regulation of transcription by RNA polymerase II. The transcript has 8 exons. NCBI's taxonomy places the organism in Eukaryota, Metazoa, Chordata, Actinopteri, Salmoniformes, Salmonidae.